AUGGGGAUGAUCGUCGGCGUCGCCCUGAUCGCGGGCUGGGCGCGCGCCAUGGCUCGCCGCGCCGCCAAACGCAGCAACAAGGCUGCGGAUGUCAAUGCACUAGGAUCUCUCAACCGUGAAGACGUGAAGAAAAUAUGUGGAGAAAAUGUUCCCCAGUGGAUAUCAUUUCCAGAAUAUGAACAGGUCAAAUGGCUCAACAAACAAUUGAGCAAGCUUUGGCCCUUUGUGGAAGAGGCAGCAACCAUGGUCAUUAGGGAUUCUGUCGAACCGAUACUGGAUGAUUAUCGACCUCCAGGGAUAUCCUCACUGAAGUUCAGCAGACUCUCCCUUGGGACUGUUCCACCGAAAAUAGAAGGCAUUCGGAUUCAGAGUUUUAAGAAAGGGCAGAUUACAAUGGACAUGGACUUCCGGUGGGGUGGGGAUCCAAAUAUUAUUCUUGCAGUCGAAACACUUGUUGCUUCGCUUCCCAUUCAGUUUAAGAACCUUCAGGUGUACACCAUCAUCCGUGUUGUCUUCCAAUUGUCGGACGAGAUACCAUGCAUAUCUGCUGUUGUCGUUGCUCUUCUGGCAGAGCCAAAACCGCGAAUUGACUACAUACUGAAAGCCGUGGGAGGAAGCCUGACCGCAAUGCCUGGGCUUUCAGACAUGAUUGACGAUACAGUGGCGUCACUGAUCACUGACAUGCUCCAAUGGCCACACAGAAUCGUUGUUCCACUGGGUGGAGUUGACGUUGACGUCAGCGAUCUGGAGCUGAAGCCGCACGGGAAGCUCACGGUCACUGUGGUCCGCGCAGAAUCCCUCAAGAACAAGGAACUCAUCGGCAAAUCCGACCCCUACGUGGUCUUGUUCAUACGCCCGAUGUUCAAGGAGAAGACCAGCGUCAUUGACGACAACCUCAACCCUCGUUGGAACGAAACGUUCCAUCUGAUCGCGGAAGACAAGGAGACGCAGUCCCUAAUUCUUGAGGUGUUCGAUGAGGACAACAUGAAGCAAGACAAGAGGCUUGGCAUCGCCAAGCUGCCCCUGAGCGACCUGGAGAUGGAGACCGUGCAGGAGGUGAACCUGCAGCUGUUGUCGUCGCUGGACACGACCAAGGUCAAGGACAAGAAGGACAGGGGCAUGCUCAGCAUCAAGGCAGGAUCGUUCAGUCUCGUCCUUUUCGUGUUCAGUUGGCAGCAACAAGUCCCCGGUUGUCUGACGUUCCUUUUGCAAGCUAUAUUGCAGGUGGUGUACCACCAGUUCACCAAUGCAGAGGCGCGCGAGGCCCUGGAGCUGGAGAAGCAGACCGUGGAGGAGCGGCGGAAGGUGAAGAGCGAGACGGGGGCCGCCAGCGGCGCCGCGGACGCGGAAAGCGGCAUGGCGUCCACGGUCACCCACGUGGCCGGCACGGGCGUCGCGGCGGCCGGCACCGUUGCCGGCACGGGCGUCAGCGCGGCCGGCUCCGGCGUUGGGAUGGUUGGCACGGGCAUCGGCGCCGUGGGCUCCGGCAUUGGCGCGUUCGGCAGUGGACUCCAUAAGGCCGGCAAGUUCGUCGGCCGGACUGUCACGGGACCCUUCAGCAGCGCUAGGCGCAGCGCCAGCAGCGUCCCCAACGUCGUUGACGAGUGA
Molecule: messenger RNA, 1608 nt
Organism: Miscanthus lutarioriparius
Lineage: Eukaryota; Viridiplantae; Streptophyta; Magnoliopsida; Poales; Poaceae
Source: the annotation of a GenBank genome assembly